UUUUAGUCCUUACUUACGAAAAAUGGCGCUGACAAGCAACGUCCGGUCGAUAAAAAGAAAAUAAGAAAUUUCCACAGCGUGUGACUAAUUGGAUGGUUGUCAUGUGUUGAGUCACAUUAUUUUCAGUACAAGUUUACUAUUUAUGUAAUUAUUUUCAUCGUUUCAAUCCUCAGGACAACAGAAACAUAUUGAAAAAAUGGCAGUCACACCCACAGGAAAAGGAAGAUCUUACCAGUAUGAUUCACAAGGAAGCUUUGAUUGGGAAGAAUACCUCAAAGAAAACGAUGCAAUACCAGCUCCCCAGUCUUGUUUCAAACAGUCAGUGGAGCCACCAGUCAACGAGUUUAAACUCCAUCAGAAGAUCGAGGCGGUGGACCCUCGAAACUUGACCUCAAUUUGCGUGGCGACGGUGGUGGGGAUGAUCGGUCCACGCAUCCGCCUGCGACUAGACGGGAGUGACAAUACCAACGAUUUCUGGAGGCUGGUUGACUCGUCCGAUCUCCAUCCAGUGGGUUACUGUGAAAAGACAGGAAAACUGCUACAACCUCCAUUAGGCUUCUGUAAAAACCCCACACUAUGGCCUUCUUUCCUACAAAAGACCCUAACGGGGGCAGAGAGGGCCCCAGAGAACUGUUUCAAGAAGGAGCCCUCCAACCCCAAAACCAAUGAGUUCAAGAUUGGGAUGAAGCUGGAGGCGGUGGACAGGAAGAACCCCCAGCUGAUCUGUCCCGCCACCGUAGGGGCAGUCAAGGGGGAGGAGGUUCAUGUCACGUUUGAUGGGUGGAGGGGGGCGUUCGACUACUGGACCAAGAGGGACUCCAGGGACUUGUUUCCUGUGGGGUGGUGUGCACUGAGUGGCCACCCGCUCCAACCCCCAGGUCAGAAAGGUACAGCCCAAGUGAAGAGCAAGUCCCGGGAACCCUCAGUAUCACAGUCUGCUCACUCUCCAGGAAACCAGAGCAAUGCUUCCAAGUCUUCUUCCACAUCAUCCUCUGGCCCGACCAGUCCUAACCUCCCCCACGACCGGUCCGUUUCCCCCCUACAGGCGGAAUCCCCUGCCAUCACUGUCACUGAACCAGAUACCAGCUCCUCUACCACAGCCACUGACAAAGUUACAAUCUAUGUAAACCACAACUGCAGUUGUGGAAUCCUACUCAAUCCUAAGAAGAUAGAACAGCUUCCAAAUCAGUUCGGACCAGGUCCCUAUCAGAAGGUUCUAAGGGAGGUAAUCCAGUCCUGUGUGGAUUGUGCCAAGCACGAGAAACAGGUGUACAACUUCAUUCAAGAUGGCAAUGGGAAGAUUGUCAUUACAGCAAACCAGGGCAACAAGACCCACACAAAGCGACUGCCCCCGAUCGACAAGGUGUCAGACGUGUGGCGGUUCCUGGAGAAGUCCCUAGAGGAGCUUGGCUGCUGCGAGAACCUGUUUGCCAGUCAGCCAUUACACGGCUUCUGCGCCCAGUGCAACAGGGAGAAGAAGACAGGUAGUGACUUUAAGAAGCCCCUAGAAACAGAGGAGUAUGAGAAUAGAACCUCCAUCAACAGAGCUCUGAAGAGGAGGUGGUCAACAGACUCCCUAGAAAACCAGUCCCAGAAAGCAGCGGCUGCUCAGCAGAAGAUCAGGAGGUACUCCGCCUACGACUCAGCUGAAGCGAGUUCCACAACAGACAGUAGACCCCCUCGUAAACUAUCCGCGGACCCCAAUGAUUGGACGAUUGAUGAUGUGGUCCAAUACAUCUCUGAAGUUGAUUCCAGUCUUGCCACGCAUUCAGAGGCAUUUAGGAAACAUGAAAUCGAUGGUGGAGCUUUCAUGUUGCUGAACAGUGACAUGAUGAUGAAGUACUUAGGACUAAAACUAGGGCCUGUCCUGAAACUCAGCAACAUCAUAGAGAAGCUGAAGGGCAAGAAAAGUUCCCACUAACUAGUCCACAGCUCCGGGCUAACCAAUCACCAGGAGAACCAGUCCAAAUCUGGAGAACCAGUCCACCAGAAGAUGUUCUAUAUAUCUGUGACUUGUGUCUGUGUAGAAAAUACCAUUGUCUUGUCCAUGUUAUUCGUUAUGUGGUGCAUUGCUUGUGGCUGCAGACUCUUACACUCGAGUGUAUGAUAUUUGUGAUAACUGCCAUAGUUUUGUGAAGAACAAGAAGAUAGGGAAGUUUGUCUGUGGUUGUCGUUGUGUUGGAACAUCACGGAACAAAAAUUACUGAAUAAGUAGGUAUACCUUUAAUACCUAUGAAUGUACAUGUAAGUAGUACUACCCAUGAUAAUUGUAUACCUACAUAUGUACUAAAAAUAUCAAUUAGAUUAAAUUCCCUGCAAACCUGCAAAACUUUGAACAAAUUGUGAAAACUGAUCCCCAUGUUACAAUAUGGUGCAGAUAAAAGGCUAAUAAUUAUAUGAGUCUAUAUUUUUUUGCAUGGUUACUGGUUAUGAAUAAUUACUACAUUGCAUAUCAUUAUCCAUGCAUAUGCAUUUUUCAUGAAUAAAAGAAGAAUUGCUGUAGAAAAAUUUUUAAAAAGAAAAAAAAAGAAGUUUUUGUUGGACACGGAACUAGGACAAUUAAUGUUUUUGAAUUAUACCUUCUUGAGGGCUUUAAAAUAAUUCCAGAAGACAAAUUUUCAAUGUCUUGCAUCUUAUGUUAAUAUAAUUGUAUUGUUUUGUUGAAAAAUAGCAAUUCUUAAAUUGAUGAAGUUAAUCUGUGACUGUCUAUGCAUAUUUGCUAUAUUGAACAAUCGUGUUAAUAACAAAUCUUUUUUUGAGAUGGAAAAGAAAGAUUGCUUCAAUUUUGGUGCCAUUUUUCCUGAUCAAUCAUUUUUUUCACCCUCCAUCAAUAUUUUCAUCUUUUCAUCACUGAAAGUGAAAACACAUAUAUAUUGUUAUUGUUAAUUCUUUACAAUGGUGAGCAAUCUUGUUUGUUGAAUUUCUUGUUAAAAUUUGAAAUUGUUUUCUCGAGGCUUGUUAAACUUUAUCGUUAGAUCUAAAAUGUACCGGUACAAAAAUGUGUCUUGGGUACUAUAAAUUGAUCAAUUCUUCUUUUUUCUGAAGGAAAAAUUAAACAGUUUUUUUUUCAUUUCACUGUAUAUUUCUAAUUUGAUUUAUAAAUGUUACAAAUGGAGUUCAUAUUGAUGAAUGCUGUACCUUUUUCAUUUAAACAUAUGAAAAAGAUAUUAUCUCUUAUAUGCAAACAAAAUUUAUGGACUCGAACCUGACAUAUGAAAAAUAGGCCAUGGGAUCUUUUAUGAGAAUUAUUUUUUGCUUUUGAAUUUCAGCAUCAAUUGUCCAGUUUUGUAUGAUUUUAUACAUGUUUAUAGUUUUUUUUCCUUCAUGUUAUUGUAUUUUAGGGGAUUUCUUCAGUAUUGUUUACACAUAUAUUAUUUUUUUUUUCAUUGUCUUGUAAUCGUACUGAUUGUUUACACAGUUUGCUUAAAAGAAAUGACCUUAAUAGUUCUACCAAGUGGAACCUUUUCUCCCGUUUAUAUUAUGUUAUAUGUAAUUGUCAUUAAUACUUAUGUAAUAUGUACGUGGCUGAAGCGUUCCUUACAAGUCAGUGGAAUAUUGCAAUGUUUAUUAAGUUCAAACUUAAGUUACCUCUUGCCCCUGUUAUUUAUUGCUAUUUAAUCAUGUGGUCUAUGUAUAUUUCUUACAGUUAUUCAUUUCCUUUGCAGAUUAACACAUUUUACAAGUUUUGUUUCUAUUUUAACAUAUUAAUUAUAAGCAUACCAGUUUACAUAUAUUGUGUGCGUACUUGUAAAUAAGUUUCUAGGAUUUCAUUUGUACAUAAAAUGUACUACUGUAGAAUGAUAAGUUUUUUUCCUUUCUUUGAUUCAGGGGUUUUUAUGUAUCGAUGUAUUUAUGCUGAUUGUGUUAAAACUCAAUGUAUUGUGUGUAUUUAUGUAAUAUUUGAAAUAUGCAUUAUUUAAAACACAUGUGUGUUCCUCAAACACAUAGGAAUUGGGAUAAUCUGAAGGUACUUAGGUUUUUGAAAAAUAUGUAUGCAUAACACCAAACAAAUUAUUCAAAACACAUAUUUAUCAAUGAUUUAUACAUGUAAUGUUAAUUUCAGUAUUUUAUCAUUUUUAGUUUUUUAUCAUGAUUAAUGACUUACCUAAAUAUGAUUACUUAAAGUAAGUGCUGAUCAUGCAAGACGUUUGGUAAUAUAAACUAUAUUUUAAAAAGAUUACAAUAAAUCAACAAAUUAAAGAUAUCAAUUACAUGUAAAUCAUGUGUAAUUUAGAUUGUUACAAUGUAAUUUCCGUAUCAUAUUAUGCAAUCACAUGUUUUCCUUAAUUUACACAAUCACUGUGGUAACUAGCUGUCAUUUUACAAAAAUAAACAUGCAAUAUACAUGCAGUAAACAUGCUGUAUACAUGCAAAAACCCUCAUUGACAAAUGAACUGCUUUAUUUAGACACCAGUUAAAAGCAGUUUUUAAUACCAACUUGAAGACUGAUGGACUUUUUUUUUUUUUUUUUAUUAAUGAGUGCUUAUCACUGAAGAUAAAUAAUAAAGAUUGAGGAUGCAUGUAAUUAUAUAAAUAUGUAUAUUACAAUGUAUGUUUUUAAUGAAUUCAAUGACUGGACAACUUUGGUUAUAUAUUUCAAGAUCUGUCAGAAGUAGUGAGUUAGAAAAUCCAAAUAAAUCAAUGUGGUGCUAAAAUCUG
This is a messenger RNA of Magallana angulata, 4659 nucleotides long. RefSeq names its product sex comb on midleg-like protein 2. Bases 197 to 1921 code for a protein of 574 amino acids. The transcript is spliced from 11 exons. Gene Ontology annotation, cellular component: nucleus. The record is from RefSeq and is a predicted model, not a curated record. Lineage: Eukaryota; Metazoa; Mollusca; Bivalvia; Ostreida; Ostreidae. Gene Ontology annotation, molecular function: protein binding. Gene Ontology annotation, biological process: regulation of DNA-templated transcription.